This is a messenger RNA of Cladophialophora carrionii CBS 160.54, 1389 nucleotides long. RefSeq lists its product as uncharacterized. Bases 1 to 1389 code for a protein of 462 amino acids. The record is from RefSeq and is a predicted model, not a curated record. NCBI's taxonomy places the organism in Eukaryota, Fungi, Ascomycota, Eurotiomycetes, Chaetothyriales, Herpotrichiellaceae. The transcript has a single exon.
AUGCUUCGGUCUCUCUUCCGUAGGCCGCCUAGCGUCCGCGUGCCCAUUCAGAAUGGUACCGUCGACUUGCAGAGGGUUGCGAUAACCCGAAGAACCAGUUCGAGUCCUGUUCUAUACCGGGUAUUCACGACGGUUGCGGUCACGUAUUUCGUAGCAAGCACAAUCAAUUACGUCUAUCCAGACAGUGCUCAUUCCUCCGAACGGUCGACAGGGACUGUUAAGAAUGGAGCGGGACCUUACGACCACACGAAAGUGUGGCGAGAAAAUUGGGAUAAGGCGGAAGCCACUGUAUCACAAAACGAGCCGGCAGUCAUACAUUUAAUGCUACCGAUAUGGAUUCGCAAGCAGGAGCCUGAGCCGUGGAAAGCGGACGACCCGACUUGGAAGUCAUUUCAAGCUCUGGCUGAUGACAAGAAGCGCUUGAAAGACAUCACAGCGACCAUCAAGAAAUCCCUGAUGAAAGCCGUGCUGAUCAAAUAUGGACGUACCUUGAUGGAACUCAGUUCAGAACAGUUGAAUGGUGAACGCAAGGUGACCUACCACGAGAGCUGGAGAUUAGCUCCUCCCUUGUACGCCCCGGCCACAUACGAGGUUCCCUGUGUCUUCGUUGAGCCCGACAAGACCAGCUAUGGGUGGCGCCAAGUACCACCCAGUGUUGGGGAAAAGAUGGAUCGCGUAUUCCAUCCUAUUGGGUUGGCAAAGGCCUUCUACCACGGCGUAGAGGAAUUUGUCUGGGCUUCGUACCUGAUUACCAGGGCCCGACUCGUGGAUCAAAUCAAUUCAUUGACCGGAACCGAGAGACCUCCCAGCAUACCUCAGGCGGCCUUGUCCGAGGACGAGAAGGCUUUGAAGCGGCUGGCAAUUGGGCGCGUCCCAGAGGACACCAAAGAAUCCUUCCUUCCUUUCCUACGUGGCGAGUACGGCGAACAUGAGUCACGGAGAGCGUAUCGUAACCUGGUCAAGACGAUGACCUACCAAGGCGCAAUCGAGUCAGCAUGCGCUGUGUUUCAGGCUCAUUGGAUCCAAGGGCAGGAGAGGUCGAUGCAAGCGCACUCGCGAAACAGUGUCAUCCUGAGGGGGAACAUUGCCUUUGUCGGUGACAGGGGCACUCUUUUCAUGCACGCUGUGGCAGUCUACUCGCCAGAGACCAAUUCGCUCGUCGGUCAACCUAUCAUCAAGGACCUGUAUCUGUCACCGAACAUGGAGAAGUGGGUACAGCGGGAGACGCCUGAAGUGGCCGUCGAGGGAGCGACAUCUCAGGAUGAAGAGAAGCAGCAAAAAAAGGGGGAAGCCGGAGACGCCUGGGAACAACCAUCACAGCGAGAAGACACAUCGAGGACGGAGAAGCCCCCAACUGAUGAGAAUCAAGAGGAGGACCGAGAAAAAUAA